ACCCGCUCGUCAGCAGGCCGCCCCUACCUCCUGCUUCCGCUCGCAUUGUAGGGUGGUCGAGAGGAAGGAUACAGAAGAGCCAAAAUGGGAGUAGAAAUUGAGACCAUAACUCCGGGCGACGGACGGACAUUUCCGAAGAAGGGGCAGCGCGUCGUGGUGCACUAUGUCGGCACUCUGGCAGAUGGGAAAGUGUUUGACUCUUCGCGAUCCCGGGGGAAGCCAUUCAAAUUCAAGAUUGGACACCAGGAGGUUAUCCGUGGUUGGGAAGAAGGAGUAGCCCAGAUGAGUGUAGGUCAGCGGGCAAAGCUGAUCUGCUCACCAGACUUUGCCUAUGGCAGCAAAGGGCAUCCAGGGAUCAUCCCACCAAACGCCACUCUCACCUUUGAUGUGGAGCUGCUUAGUCUGGAAGCCUGAAACUUGUGCACUCGCUUUUGUUAAAUUCCACUCAAAUUUUCAGGGUUGACUCCUAUCUCGGGAACAUGGAGGAAAAAAUGUUAACAGAUGAUUCCUGCUCUUGAUUCCCACAUAGGACCUAUGUCUAUAGCUUCACUAGUUCACUCUCCUUUCCAUUUAGAUACAUAUUAUGUUGCCACUUGCUUUAAAACUUUAUUCUUCAUAUUAUACUUUAGAUUCCAUACAGUAAUAAGUCAUAGGCCAUCCCAUCCCAUGUAUUUUGUCAAAUUCUGCUAUGUAUUUUUUAUGGUGAUUUUUUUUUGUUUUUGUUUUUGUUUUUUUUUUGACUUAAAAUCUUCGAAACGUGUCUGCCAUCAGGACCAGGUUUUAGACAAAGCGUCAGAAGUAUUGAAUCAAUCUCAUUCCUGUGGCUCUGUGGCCUUUUACAGUAAAAUUGUAUUGAUUGCGGGUAAAGAAUUGUCUUGAAUAAAAAUAAUAAUAAAUUGCUGUUUGACAGUAUUUCUACGAA
Toxotes jaculatrix (banded archerfish) is the source of this 922-nucleotide messenger RNA. RefSeq names its product peptidyl-prolyl cis-trans isomerase FKBP1A-like. The record is from RefSeq and is a predicted model, not a curated record. The coding region runs from base 85 to 414 and encodes 109 amino acids. The transcript is spliced from 5 exons. Gene Ontology annotation, molecular function: peptidyl-prolyl cis-trans isomerase activity. NCBI's taxonomy places the organism in Eukaryota, Metazoa, Chordata, Actinopteri, Toxotidae.